CAAUGGUUAGUUUUAUUAGAUUUCUGGUUCCAUGAUACCCAUUGUACAGGUUUCGAAAUAGUAUAUAUAUGGUUUUUUUUGGUUGUUGAGAUUAUAGGCAGCUUUGUAUUAUGCAUUUGGUAUAAUGGGUAGUAGUUAUGAGUUGUUGCCAUAAUUAGAAUUUGAUUUCUAGGGGUGGGGUUUAAGAUUUCGAAAUGAGUAUAUCAGCUAGGUUGGUUAUUUAAUUGUAUUAGAAAGUGAGUCUUCAAGUUUGACUAUAAUGCAUGUGGGAUUCUUAUGUCUAUUUGAAUAUGCUUUGUUGUAAGUUUGGGGGUCAGUCUCUGAAUGGAUUGGGCAGUGUGCUUUGUCUUUCAAGAGAAUAAUACAAGCACAUGGUGGUUGUCUGUGUCUGACUUAUUCUACCAAGGACAUGACAAUGAAGAUGCAGUUGAAUAUGUUAGUGAGGAUGACUUGUAUAGUCUUCCAAGUUCAGACGGUGAGGUGGAUCCAAAGAAGAAAAGUAAGAAUAACAAACAAUAUAACACUGAAGCUAGCAUGGAAGGUUUCAAAUUCAAUUUGGGAAUGGAGUUUGCAACUGUGAACCAUUUUAGGACUACUUUGAAAGAGUACUUCAGUUCCAUUAAUAGGGAGUACAAGUGGGUGUUUAAUGACAAGAAGAGACGUAGGGCAAAAUGCAAGAAAGAUGAUUGUGGUUGGGUGAUGUAUGCACGUGUUCAACUGAAGGACAACACUAGCUUCAGAGUGAACACAAUGGUUGAUAAACAUGACUUUGGAUUGGUGUAUAAUAAUAAACAUGCAACUUCAGCUUGGCUUUCAAAACAUUUUUUGGAGCACUUCAGAAUCAAUCCUAAUUUAAAAUAUUCUGGUUUUAUGGAGCUCACAUCAAAGACUAAGUUCUCACAUACUACUUCUUCGGUAUUCUACGGGGUGAAGAAGAAAGCUAUGCAGAUGCUUGAAUGGUCAGUAAAAGAACAAUAUGCCAUCUUAGAGGACUAUUGCAAGAAACUUAUACACACAAAUCCUGUCACCACAACUUUAUUAAAGACAACAAUGAUAGAUGGGAAUAGGGUGUUUGAGAGAGUUUAUGUGUGUUUAAAAGCUUGCAAAGAUGGUUUCAAGAAAUGAUGUAGGCCAUUAAUUGGCCUGGAUGGCCGCUUUCUAAAGGGACAAUUCAAAGACAUUUUAUUAGCUACAAUUGCUAUUGAUGCAGCAAAUGGCAUCUUCCCAAUAGCCUAUGUUGUUGUUGAGAAGGAACACACUGACAGUUGGACUUGGUUUGUAACUUUGUUGAAAGAGUAUUUACAAGUGGACAACCUAGGUAGAAUGACAAUAGUGAGUGACAGGCAAAAGGGUUUGGAAAAAUCUUUGUCCACUAUGUUUGCGGAGGCAGAAAUCAGAUUUUGUGUUAGACAUUUGCAUGACAAUUUUAAGAAGGAAUUUCCUGGUAUGGUUUUAAUAAAAUGUUAUGGGCUGCAGUUAGAGCAACAACUAAGGCAGAAUGGAAAAGGGGAAUGGAUGACGUUAAAAAGGUAAAUCCUAAGGCAUACAAGUGUUAGCAAAGAAAAAACCAGAGGAAUGGACAAAGUCACACUUCAAAGUGGGGGUUAAGUGUGACAUGCUCAUAAAUAAUUUGUGUGAAAUUUUCAACAAUGCUAUCCUGGAUGCAAGGGACAAAAAUAUUAUCACACUCCUAGAGAAGAUUCGAUUUUGGUUAAUGACCAUGUUUUGUUCUAGAAGAGAGGGAGUGUCAAAGUGGAAUCAACCUGUUGCAAAGAGAAUUUGUGACAUCAUUGAGAAUAAUAAACAAGUUUCUAAGUAUUGCAUUCCUACUAGGGUUGCACAAUACAAGUUCCAAUUGAAAGUUUUCACUAGUGAACAUUUGACAGUGAACAUUGAGACUAGAGCAUGUAAAAGAUAUCAACUAAAUGGUAUUCCGUGUGGGCAUGCUCUAAGUGUUAUUUGGAAAACGAAUGGAGAUAUUAUGGAGCAUAUACAUGAUUGCUACAAGAAAAAGGCAUAUGCAGCAGCCUAUGAAAGUGUCAUAGAGCCAAUGUCCAGUCCGGAUGGAGGACACUAGGUUGAAUCGCAUUCACCCCCAGUUGGUACCAAUAUACCUAGAAGACCAAAGAAAUCGAGAAACAAAGAGGCACCUGAGCCACCUGCAGAUGCAACAAGGACAAGAUGGCUUGGACAAGUUAACCACUGUAGUAAUUGUAAACAUACAAGCCAAGAGGAACAUGUGGCAACCCUUUAGUAGUCGAGCAACCCAAGGAAAAAAAAAAAAAGAGGAAGACCACCCAAAACCAAUCCACUUCCUGAAACUAUAAAAAGGAAAGAGCGAGCCAAGAGACAAAAGGCUAGAGCCAAAUAUGGUGCAUCUCAGACAACUAAUGGAGGGGAUGAUGCAUCUGCAUCUCAAACAACUAAUGGAGGGGUUGCUGCAUCUGCUUUUAAGCAGUACUGAAUACUUUUGUUGCAUAUGCUUUGAUAUUAACACUUAUGUAAUGGCCUAAUAUGUUUACCGAAUAGUUACUGUCUUGGCCCUUUUUAAAUGCUUUUUGAAAUGUGUUGCCUUUUUAUAUGCUUUUUGAAA
Molecule: messenger RNA, 2593 nt
Organism: Humulus lupulus (European hop)
Lineage: Eukaryota; Viridiplantae; Streptophyta; Magnoliopsida; Rosales; Cannabaceae
Exons: 2
Coding region: 325-1125 (266 amino acids)
Source: RefSeq, a predicted model, not a curated record